Messenger RNA from Tyto alba (common barn owl), 372 nucleotides. RefSeq names its product lymphotactin. The transcript is spliced from 3 exons. Bases 1 to 372 code for a protein of 123 amino acids. Gene Ontology annotation, cellular component: extracellular region. Gene Ontology annotation, biological process: positive regulation of GTPase activity; monocyte chemotaxis; neutrophil chemotaxis. The record is from RefSeq and is a predicted model, not a curated record. Gene Ontology annotation, molecular function: chemokine activity; CCR chemokine receptor binding. NCBI's taxonomy places the organism in Eukaryota, Metazoa, Chordata, Aves, Strigiformes, Tytonidae.
AUGACAACAUAUAAACUCUGUGAAAGAGGGCUGACAAUAGCCACUUUCUUCUCCACCUUGACAAAGAAGCCACCAGCAAUGAAACUCCACGCUGCAGCUAUCCUCGUCAUCUUCUGGCUUGGCAUCUUCACUGUCCACACAGUGAAAGGGAGCGUUGGAAGUCAGCCCAUGCGCAAAUUCAGUUGUGUAAGUCUGUCUACACAGCAACUGAACAUCCGAAAGCUUGUCAGCUAUGAAAAGCAACAAGUUCCAGUAAAAGCCAUCAUGUUUAUCACCACAAAAGGUAUCAAGAUCUGCGUAAGCCCUGAUCAGAAAUGGGUGCAGGCUGCUAUAAAGAAAAUAGACCAGAAACGUACCACCAACGGCAAAUAA